AUGGCUUCUGCAGACGAGGACAACUUUGAUAUUGACAUCUAUGGCGACGGAGAAGGCGACAUUACUGCCGAUGGGACCAUGGACUACAAGGCGGGUGAUGACGACGACCUCCAAUUCAAUAUAGACACAGACGAAGAAGCACCUCCUCCCAAGGAGUCCCAAGUCAAGACCGAGCUCGAGGAAGAACAACCACCACCACCAUCAACCUCCGUCCCUCCACAGCCUCAGCGCAAAGUCGAGGAUGACAAGAUCAAGAAAUCUGAGCCUAUUCCUUCCAAGCCCGCUGUCCCGCAACAGGGCGUCAAACGCAAAGAGACCUCGGACGAGAGACCUAUCGACCACGGCGCGACCAACGCUUUGAUGAUCUCCGAUUUGCAUUGGUGGACCACCGAAGACGACAUCCGGGGCUGGGUCAAUGAUGCAGGGGCCGAAGACGAGUUGAAGGACCUAACGUUCAGCGAACACAAGGUGAACGGCAAGAGCAAGGGCCAGGUAUACCUAGAGUUCUCGUCCCCUCAAGCAUCCACAGCCGCCAGGCAUAAGAUCGAAUCCUUGACCGGCAAUCAGCCGAGCUCUCGCAAGCACACCGUUGCCUUCACCAGUGCAACCCAAAAUCCUUUUAAGACGUUGCCCAAGGAUGCUCCAGCGCGGGCCCGAGACGAGCGACCUGCCAGAGGUGGGAGCUUCAACUCCGGACCUCGUGGCGACUACGGCUUGAAUAAUCAAGGUUUUCGCGGCGGCCGAGGUGGCAACUUCAACCGUGGCGGCUACAAUCAGAACAGCCAUUACAACCGCAACUUCUCGCCUCCCAUGGGCGGCUACAACAACCAGAACAUGGGCUUUCAAGGCACCAUGGGCAUGGGAAACAACUAUGGCGGCUUCAACAACAGAGGCGGUAUGAUGAAUAACAACAUGCGUGGCGGUAUGGGUGGAAUGCGUGGAGGUCGGGGAGGGAUGAACACCUUUAUGGGCAUGGCAGGCGGGAUGGGCGUGGGCAAUAUGGGUAUGAACCCUAUGAUGGCCGGGAUGGGUAUGGGUGGUUUCCAGGGCAAUCAGUUCAACCCCGGCAUGUUCAAUCAAGGACAAGGAUCGAAUUUUGGCGGGCAAGGGGAUUGGAACCAACAUGGGGCGAAACGCCAGCGACAGGAAUAG
Cladophialophora yegresii CBS 114405 is the source of this 1152-nucleotide messenger RNA. RefSeq lists its product as uncharacterized. Gene Ontology annotation, biological process: mRNA alternative polyadenylation. Bases 1 to 1152 code for a protein of 383 amino acids. Gene Ontology annotation, molecular function: mRNA binding. Gene Ontology annotation, cellular component: mRNA cleavage and polyadenylation specificity factor complex. The transcript has 3 exons. NCBI's taxonomy places the organism in Eukaryota, Fungi, Ascomycota, Eurotiomycetes, Chaetothyriales, Herpotrichiellaceae. The record is from RefSeq and is a predicted model, not a curated record.